AUGUGCGCUUGUACGACGUCUCAAAAGAGAAACUCCGCUCCUGCAGCCCCUGAGUCCCUUGCUCAAGCAUCUCCUUCGGAUUGCAAAUCAUUGUCAACUCUACUGCGUGACUAUGAAACCCCUGGUGUCUUACCUCCAUCUGCACGGAUCGACCGUACGCUCAAGCUUCAGAGCCGACGUCCUUGGAACUUUUGGGAUAUGUGGAAAUACCCCGCAUUCGCGGUCGGAAAAGCGGCUUGUCUCGCUCGUGAUAUAGUUGCCUAUAGCAUAUGGGGUCCCCGAAGGAGGACAUGGGGCAUUGAAAUGACUAUUAUCAGUAGUCUGAUGAGGGAUGUUUCCCGGCAUUCGGCUCUUGCAGACAUAGCCAUGGUCCGUAUGGUAAUGGGGCUAUCCGGAUUGGUCCCUCUUCCAGGCGAUGCACUGGUCACCCCUGUCACCUUUCGAGUACACAAACGCAACCUCCGCGGUAUUAUACAGGCCCUGGACGCACAGGAAACCGGUGAACGUGAGCUUUCUGGAGAGUGGAUUGUUGGGAAGAAAUUGUGGCAGGCUUUGCAGUCAGACGAUCGAUCGACGAGACAAGUCGACGAAGAGAGUAUACUGGUGCAGUCGAUUAGCAGUGACGGGUCUGUUGGGCGACACCAUUCGCGAGUCAUGCUGUAUAUUCACGGCGGUGCAUAUUGUUAUUCUAGCGCUGCUGCGCAGAGAAUGAUUUCAAUACCUCUGUCGAAAUACACGGAUGCUCGCGUGUUUGCUAUCAACUAUCGCCUUGCACCCGAAACCCAGUUUCCUGGCCCUCUGCACGACGUGGUCAGUGCAUACAUGCGCUUGACUGACGACCUACAAGUUCCUUCGGGGAAUAUAGUUGUCGCAGGAGACAGCGCAGGCGGUGGUUUAUGUCUGGCAUUGUUAUUGUAUCUGCGAGACAAUGGGUAUAACAUGCCUGGCGGGGCAAUUCUGUUCUCGCCUUGGGUUGGUAAGUGCGCGGCCAGCAGCAUUUGGUGUCUCAUCCGCCCUAACAACUCGAAAGACCUCACCCUUAGCUGUCCCUCUUGGGAGACAAAUGCUGCGUAUGACAUAGUUCCGUCACCGGGUCCUGAUGCACACCUGCACCCGGUGGUGAUGUAUCUAGGGGAUGGAUUACAGCAAUAUCUGACACACCCAUAUGCUAGCCCGUUGUUUGGCAGGUUUGAAGGGCUACCUCCGUUACUUAUACAAUGUGGGGAGGCGGAGGUUUUGAGGGAUGAAAUAGGACUCCUUGCGCACAAGGCGUCGCUGGCUGGCGUUUACGUCCAACACGAAAUAUACGAAGACGCGGUCCAUGUCUUCCAAUCGUUUCCUUUUCUAGGCUUGGUGAAUGCUGCCUUCGCAUCCUGCCAUGACUUUGUCUUUUUCAAGCUUUCCGGGUUGCAAGACCCCUCGCCGAAGCUCCUUGGAGGGAUCUGCGAAGCACGCCUUGAGCACGAUAUUGAUAACGAAAAUGUUCGUGUCGUACGCGGGGACGGCACGGAGACGUGUGCUGGGAGACGUGGUGUCCAGGAACACAUGAAUCACGAACGACACGACCCGAACGACAUAGAAUCGGAGUUAUACAGCUGGGCUUCUACUCGCCCAAAGGGCGAUCCAAUCGUCAGCAUUGCGGAGACGAGGGAUCUUCUUCGUACUGACGUCGGCGGCGUUGAAGCACCUUCCGGGCUACGUCGUAUCAAAUCAACCCUCUCUGUCCUCGUCGCGGAACCGCCUCUGCCUAAUCAUCCUUACAAUUGUACUUAUCAGGGUGGUCAAGGUUCAGUCGGUGUAACUCGGAUGUUGGGGCGGCUUGUAAUUCAUGCGGGUAGUCCGACUUCUGAUUGCUUGGCUAUCGCUCGAUCCGCUCGUUAA
This is a messenger RNA of Pisolithus orientalis, 1881 nucleotides long. Its product is annotated as Alpha/Beta hydrolase protein. The transcript has 8 exons. Gene Ontology annotation, molecular function: hydrolase activity. The coding region runs from base 1 to 1881 and encodes 626 amino acids. Lineage: Eukaryota; Fungi; Basidiomycota; Agaricomycetes; Boletales; Pisolithaceae. The record is from RefSeq and is a predicted model, not a curated record.